Messenger RNA from Cucurbita moschata (crookneck pumpkin), 2422 nucleotides. RefSeq names its product protein NSP-INTERACTING KINASE 1-like. The transcript has 10 exons. The record is from RefSeq and is a predicted model, not a curated record. Gene Ontology annotation, molecular function: protein binding; protein kinase activity; ATP binding. Bases 247 to 2220 code for a protein of 657 amino acids. Gene Ontology annotation, biological process: protein phosphorylation. NCBI's taxonomy places the organism in Eukaryota, Viridiplantae, Streptophyta, Magnoliopsida, Cucurbitales, Cucurbitaceae.
AACCACUAACUUCUCUCUCCCUCGCUCACCCUGACAUCAAAGCUUUGAACAAGUGAGCAUUCCUGGUUCAAUAUGGCAACCAUGUGAGGCUCAACUGCUAGCAUUCUUUUCCCAAAACACAUAUAAAAGAAGAAAGAAAAAAACAAACACACCAACAUACCAACAAAUCAGCUCAAAGUUGGUGGCGUUGAGCGUUUCAGAUCAUCUUCUACCUGCUCUCCACUCGCUUUCUUCAUAAAAACGGAGAUGGGUUUUGAUCUUCAACAUCAUUUGAGGAUGAUUCUAAUGGGAAUUAGAACAGAGCUUCCCCUGUUCUUCUUGUUUUGCUUAUGGUGUUCUUCUGUAAAUGGGUUGCUUACUGCAAAAGGUGUCAACUUUGAAGUGCAAGCCCUGAUGGCGAUCAAAGCUGCUCUGAAAGACCCACAUUCUGUUCUUAAUUGGGAUGAAAACGCUGUGGAUCCAUGUAGCUGGAGCAUGAUUACUUGUUCUUCAGAGAAAUUCGUCAUUAGCUUAGGAGCUCCUAGUCAGAACUUGUCGGGUAGCCUGUCGCCGAGCAUUGGAAACUUGACCAAUCUUCAGUCUGUGCUUCUACAGGACAACAAUAUAUCAGGAACAAUCCCAAUGGAGCUUGGGAACAUACCAAGUCUUGACACUCUUGAUCUUUCAAGCAAUGGCUUCCAUGGAGAAAUCCCCAUUUCUCUUUCAAAUCUCAAGAGUUUGCAGUAUCUGAGGUUAAACAACAACAGUCUUUCUGGGGCCAUUCCUUCAUCGUUAGCCAAUAUGACUCAGCUGGCAUUGCUAGACCUGUCUUUUAACAAUCUCAGUGGCCCAUUGCCCAGAUUGCAAGCCAAAACCUACAACCUUGUUGGGAAUUCGUUCGUUUGCUCAUCUGGGUCCGAGCUUAGCUGCAACGGAACAGCUCCACCGCUCUUAUUUGCAGUCAAUACGCCUCGAAACCCACAGCCUUUAGGGCGAUCCAAGGGCCACAAAUUAGCCUUAGCUUUUGGCUCAAGCCUUGGAUGUGUUGUUCUGCUAACUAUUGGGUUUGGCUUCUUCAUUUGGUGGAGGCAACGACACAACCAGCAGAUAUUCUUCGAUGUAAAUGACCAAAGAUUUGAAGAAGUGUGCCUUGGGAACCUAAGGAUUUUCCAGUUCAGAGAGCUACAAGCUGCUACAAACAACUUCAGCAGCAAAAACUUGGUGGGAAAAGGUGGGUUUGGGAAUGUAUACAAAGGGUACCUUCAAGAUGGUACAGUUAUAGCUGUGAAGAGACUAAAAGAUGGAAAUGCCAUGAGAGGAGACGUACAAUUUCAUACUGAAGUUGAGAUGAUCAGCCUAGCCGUGCACCGGAACCUCCUCCGUCUCUACGGGUUCUGCAUGACAACCACGGAGCGACUGCUGGUUUACCCCUAUAUGUCGAACGGCAGUGUUGCAUCCCGUCUCAAAGGUACGACACGGAAUGACAAAACUUCCAAGGGUAUAUUUGUUUUGAAAGCUACUGAUGUUUCUCCAUUAACAGCGAAGCCAGCUCUGGAUUGGAGUACAAGGAAAGGAAUAGCGUUGGGUGCAGCUAGAGGCUUACUGUAUUUGCAUGAGCAGUGUGAUCCUAAGAUCAUACACAGAGACGUCAAGGCUGCAAAUAUAUUGCUUGAUGAUUACUGCGAGGCUGUGGUUGGAGAUUUUGGACUGGCAAAGCUGUUGGAUCACAGAGAUUCACAUGUGACAACUGCUGUACGAGGAACGGUUGGUCAUAUAGCUCCCGAGUAUCUCUCGACGGGUCAAUCCUCUGAGAAAACUGAUGUCUUCGGAUUUGGAAUCCUUCUUCUUGAGCUGAUCACUGGACAGAGAGCUCUUGAAUUUGGAAAAGCUGCAAAUCAGAAAGGAGCCAUGCUUGAUUGGGUAAAGAAAAUUCACCAAGAAAAGAAGCUGGAAAUACUAGUUGACAAGGAUCUAAGGAACAAUUAUGACCCGAUCGAGCUCGAAGAAAUGGUUCAAGUAGCUCUCUUAUGUACGCAGUAUCUUCCAACCACCAGACCUAAGAUGUCUGAAGUGGUUAGAAUGCUUGAAGGGGAUGGACUUGCCGAAAAAUGGGAAGCUUCACAGAGGGCAGAAGCAAACAGGAUCAGAGUCAACGAGUUCUCCUCUUCCGAGCGAUAUUCUGAUCUUACAGACGACUCUUCCUUGCUUGUACAAGCCAUGGAGCUUUCUGGACCAAGAUGAUGAUUAUACAGUUUUUUCCCCCCUUUUUCCUAUACAAAGAAUCCCAGAGUGUAUUUUCCUACAGAAUUAGACAUGUUAUCAAAGUGAAUCUAUCAUAUGUCAGCCUCAUGUUGAGGCUCCAGUGUUGGUGUGAGAUAACUCAUAACUGUACAGUCCAAGUUCCCGUGCUCGUAAUAGUAAAACUGGAUUGAAUUUUGUUCCU